Oikopleura dioica is the source of this 447-nucleotide messenger RNA. The record is from the annotation of a GenBank genome assembly. Lineage: Eukaryota; Metazoa; Chordata; Appendicularia; Copelata; Oikopleuridae.
AUGGGAAAGGCAAAGACAGCCGCAAAAUCGACGAAAUCUUCGGCGAAAUCAGGGCCGCCUUCGAAAAAAGCGACGAACUCAGCCUCUAAGAAGACAACGAUGAAAACAAAGACGCUUACAACGACGAAAGUCGUCGAGACAACGCUCACACGCAGCGAAGUGACCAGCAAAACAGCAACGACUUCUAAGCCCGCAAUCAAAAAGGCAACGAAGGAAGCUCCAGCUUUGAAAGCUCCACCCAAACAAGCCAACCCACUUCCAGUUCAGAAGAAAACUGCGUCAGGUAUGAAUACUACUCAAUCGGCGACGAAAAAAGCUUCUGCGAAGCCGGCUCAGGCGAAGAAAACCGGCAGCGCAUCGAAGAAGCCAAAAGAACCUGCGGGAAUUACGAUUACGCUCCCGGGCUCUGGAAAAGGGAAACCAAUGACGAUUACGAUUAAAAAAUAA